ACAAACCAACCUCCCUUCCAUUAUCUCCAUCUACACUUCAUACAGUGUCGGAAAGGCCACUAACAUAAUCAAAAACCAGUCCCGACCUGGUCACUCCCUCUUCUUCCCUCUCCCAUCAGGCAAGAGGUACAGAAAGCGCACACCUGGCAAGCAGGCCCGAUUAGCCUGCCAUGGACCAACCUCAGGACUUGCCCGGUAGGCCCGGCUCGCCUGCAGCGGGACCAGAAACCCACCCGACGGCUCGUGAACGGUGGCACCUUGCCCGAAGGCUCGUCAGUACCGGGAGGGAGCUGGAGAGGUCGGACGCCAGGUGUGAACCGAGGUAAUGCCUCCAGCACCUUCAGGUAGGCUGCAGGAGGUGCCCCAGGGACACAGAGGUGGCCGGACAAGGAGUGGACAGGGACUUUGGUUCGCCAGAACUGCUCCACUCACUCAAGUGGACGUCUGACACGAAGGCAAAGUAUAAGCUAUUAAAAUGGAUAUCGCCCCGCUGUCAUUCUUACCUAUUUGUGAGAUGUUGAAAAGUAUAACUUCAUAGCAGUGACAUACUCAGAUAAUUUCAUUCGGAAAAAACCCCUUUCGAUUCAGCUGUAUUUCAUGGAAGCCCACAAAGAAAGACCUCGUGGACACUGAGUUGCCAAUAAAAGCAGGUCCCAAAAUGUUAAAGAUAGAUUCCAGGAUGACUUCUAAUGUGUAGCUCUGCCUAAACGCUUCAAAUCGAUACUGUGUCAGCAAACAUAUUGUAAAUAUAAAUAAUACUCAUUAAUCAUAUAUUUAACGUGUAUAGAUAGGUCCAAUCUAACAAAACAAAAUGCAAUGAUAUACCAGGUUAUUACGUCAGAGCAGCGUGUCCCGCAGAUUACAGUUACUCUAAACUAUUCUAACAGACUUCGGAAAACAACAUUCUCAAUUAUAGGAAUAAAAAUAGUAAAAUAAUUGCUGUUCAAAAAUGUAGAAUAAAGUAACAUCGAUUCCAGAGGAGGCCCGUCUGUAUUAUGACAAGUCCUCACUUUGCAUUCCAAUAUAACGAAUGAAAACACGUAUAACAACGUAAUUGUCACACAACGGUAUGUAAGUUUUUGAAAGGAACAUAUAGCAACUAAGAACUGACGAAAUGAGUCUGUUUGACAGUGAGGCUGGCACCAAAGGUUAUCUUUCUCGGGCCCAGUCGAGUGUGAAUCUUUGCAACGCCCGGCUGCUCUGAAAUGACAUACAUUAGCGUUAAUAGUUAGUGCUCCCGAUGGAGCGGACGUGUUACAUUGAAGCGCCUUUGCCUUUCUGUGUACAGUACAUGUAUGUGGAAGCUAGAGAUGCGACAGAACAAGACGCGGGAGGGAUUACAAAUAGGCUCGGUGCGCAGUCUCGCUCGCAUUCGCAAUGCAUUCAGUGGCAGCGAGAGAGAGACUUCUUGUGAUUCCACAACCGCCCCCGAGAGGAGAAAACACGCGGACGUACGUCUCCUCCCUCCUCCCUCCUCCUCCCCCCACCCCCCACCGUGAGUAAAUGUAUUGCUGCUCAAGACAAAUAAUGUUAAUUGUCAGUUGCUGAGCAAUUUGCCGUAGAAAUAAGAGGCUGCUUUUGAAAGAAAUUAUGAUUCAUUUUAUAGGCUUCUCGCCGCAAAUGAUUCCGGCCGUAACCCGGGACCGGCUGGAUUGUGUAGAUGCCUUAGUUUAACGCGAGUGAGCCCCGGGUGAGGCCGGACGCGGCCGGCAUCUGUCUCCAUGUCGCGGCUAGACGCUCCCUCCACCAUGACCCUCCACGGCUGAUCCCACGCUCGCAAUCUAUGGCGAACAACAGCCAUGCGGGGCCUGAAGGCAGCGACAAUCUGAGCCACAGCUCGUCUCCUCUCGCCACCUUCAUCAUGCUCACCUCGCUCGGCUUCAUCAUCGGGGUCGGCGUCCUCGGCAACCUUCUCAUCUCCUUCCUCCUGGUCAAAGACAAGAGCCUACACCGGGCUCCCUACUACUUCUUGCUGGAUCUGUGCUCCUCCGACAUUAUCCGCUCGGCCGUCUGCUUCCCCUUUGUCUUCCUCUCGGUCAGGAACGGCUCGGCCUGGUCUUACGGGGCCUUAAGCUGCAAAGUGAUCGCUUUUGUUGGGGUCCUCUCCUGUUUCCACGCCGUCUUCAUGCUCUUCUGUGUGAGUGUCACCCGCUACAUUGCCAUCGCCCACCACCGCUUCUACUCCAAGCGCUUGACCUUCUGGACCUGCCUGGCCAUCAUCUGCAUGGUGUGGACCCUCUCGGUGGCCAUGGCUUUCCCGCCCGUCUUUGAUGUGGGGACCUACACCUUCAUCCGUGAGGAAGCGCAGUGUACCUUCGAGCACAGGUACUUCAAAGUGAACGACUCGCUGGGUUUCAUGCUCAUGUUCGUGGUCAUUGUCCUGGCCACUCACAUCGUCUAUCUCAAGUUGAUCUUCUUUGUGUAUGACCGGCGCAAGAUGAAGCCGGUGCAGCUGGUGCCAGCGGUCAGUCAGAACUGGACCUUCCACGGCCCCGGAGCCACCGGUCAAGCCGCUGCCAACUGGAUCGCCGGCUUUGGCCGCGGCCCCACCCCACCCACACUGCUGGGAAUCAGACAGAACCCACAGGGCCAGACCACACGGAGGCGGCUGCUCGUCAUGGAUGAGUUCAAGACGGAGAAAAGAAUUGGCAGGAUGUUCUACCUGAUCACCUUCUGCUUCGUGGCUCUAUGGUGCCCAUACCUGGUGGCAUGUUACUGGCGAGUCUUUGUCAAAGGUCCCGCCGUUCCCCGUGGCUACAUGACGGCCGCCGUGUGGAUGACUUUUGCCCAAGCCGGGGUCAAUCCGUUCAUCUGUAUCUUCUCCAACAGGGAGCUCAGGCGUUGUUUCAGCAACAACAUCCUUUACUGUCGAAAGUCCAGGUUACCGAGGGAACCUUACUGCGUUAUAUGAGCACCUGAGACUCAAAUGGACGGAAAUUUGUUUUACCCGAGUUUUAUCAAGCAACAUAAAACAGUAAUUGUCGGGGCCAGCGGCUCUGGCCUUGUGUUCUGGCGAGGGCGAGUUACAAAGAAUGACCAUAACCUUUGCAGAAUGUUCUUUAAUUUAUUUUCUCUAUCUCUGUGUUAAUGUUCAACGUAUUUCAAUACAGUUUACCUAAACAAAAUAAUACUAUUAUCAUGUCAUCUGCACGUUAAUUUAUACCAAGUUUUGUUUUUGAAAUAACCAAUGCAGAAAUCAUCUAAUCUUAGAAUAUAUAUUGACUCAUUUUAUAUAUAUUUUUUAAAGAUGUUUACAUUCAUUGAGCAGAUGAAACAUGUUUACAUUAUUUGACUUCAUUAAAAGUGACAAUAACUUCAUCAAUUGACUGGUGGGCAUGCAUGGCCGGGUAAAUGUUUGAAAAUGUACAAAUAAUUCCCUCAUCUCUUUAAAUCUACACUGAACCCAAACUUGUACAAGGUACAGGCACCCUGUCCAAGGCCUGUAAUUACAUUACAUAUAUUGUUAGACUGUGGUCUUGCCCACAGCAGAACAAGUUGGUUUCAAACUUUGCACAAUCUGUGAAAUAUUUAUUCUGUGGAUGCAUAUUGUUUACAAGAUUUUUUCUUUCCAAUUGUUCAGUUCUGUUGUUUGUGUUUCACUGUGAUAUUGUUCUAUAACCAUUUUCUCUCACAAGGUGAUACGGCUUGUACCAUUUCCUUACUGUUGGGGUGGGGGGAGGGGUGGAAUGUGUGUGAAUUGAAGUAAAUCGCAUCCAGCAAAAUCAUCAACACUUUGGAAAUAAAAUGUACAUCAUAUUUACAGUUAUCAAUUCGCAGAAGUCCAACUGCUCUUUCUUGAAGAUAAUUGUUUUUGCAAAUAUGCACAGAAUUUCAACAUUAUGAUUCUUUAUAAGUUUGAAAGAGUCAACAUCUGACAGAGUAAAUGAAUAAUUGAUGGAAACCACAAGAUUGAUUGAAGGCGUAACACCAAAGAAUUCCUGGGCACUUUAUUGUCAUUUUCAAAUGUGUAACAUACUUUGUACUUAUCCUGUAGAUGAAUAUAAAAUAAUUUAUCAAGGAAAAAUCAGAGAGAAAAUUGUGAAAUAGCUUAUGGAUGUUGUAUGUGUAACAGCAAUUGUGAAACUAAUGAAAUUAGUGUCACUUACAGAGCCAUAUAAUUAUUGAUCUUUCAAUGGAGAAUGUUUAGGUUUUUCAUUCUUUAUUUCAUCUAUCAGAUUGUCUGCUUCUUUCUUAAUAUCAUUCUGGUUUCUUAUUUUAAUUUACCUUUUUUACAUUUUCUUCUUUUUAACUUGCUUUGAAACAUUUUUCAUUCAUUUUCUCAUUUCUACUUUGUUCUGCAUGCAUGUAAACAUUUUAUAUUCCUUCAUAAUAUGUUUAAAUUCCUAUUUCUAUUUUAAAACCCUGCUUUGUGCACUAGUUUUACGCCUUUCUAUAAAAACUAAUCAGUAAAAUUGGAUGCCUUUAUUCUUAAUGUCAUUUAUGUAACUAUUUUUCAGGAAACAUCAAGCUAUCACAGCUACUGAGGGCUCCAGUGAAUAACAAAAACUUCACCUACAAUUAAAAAAACCCAAUACUAAAUGUAAUUCAAAUAAAUUGCCUUUAUAUCAAAUUUUCUUCAUUUCCCAGUCAAACUGGACAGUCUGGAUAUGGUCAUGCAGUAAUAAUUAUUUGUAUCACUAUGGUGGCAGAGUGGAAGAGGGGGAUAGUUCUGGUCUUGGCUGCAUCCUAGCUUGCUGGGUUCUGAGUUGCUUAUCUCAGGUAGGUUGCCACAGCACCAAAGAAGGAAAGGGAAAAUCUAAAACCGUAAUUAACAGCAGUGAGUGGAAUCCAAGUCCUGACAAAGUCAUUGUCAGUAGCCAAUGUUAAUUACUAAAAUAUUUGAAACUUUAACUUUCUGAAAGCAGCUUUGAAAAAGAGCUUAGACAGCAAAGAAGCUGUGGAAACAUUUCCCUUGUUUUAAUGAAAUGCACUAUAGUCCAAAUGUCUGUUAGGCGAGUUGUUAGUUUACUGUCAGCAUUAUAAGUUAAGUAUCAUGCCCUUUCAGAGACCUGAGCACAUUGAUCCAAUUAGAUAUAGAUACACAAGUAUCUGCAGAUUGUUACAUUUUUUUGAAAAGGUUUGCUGGGGUUAGAGAAUAAUUGAAUACAGCUUUCCAUGUCAGCUGGAAACUCUUUUAUUGAAUUUAGCACAUGGGUAGUAAAAAGUCAUUUAACUCUUACUUAAUUCACAAGUAGCAACUUAAGCUGCAUUUACAAUUUAAAGAUAGAACGCAAUGUUUUCUUUUUCAAUUAUGAGUUAAAUGUUGUUGGAUUUGAUUGCCAUACAAUUACUUUUCUUGUCUUGGACAAAGCCCAGGAAGCAGGCCUUGAUAUUUCACUGAUAAUGUGAAGGCAAAAAUGGCAGAUUAUAUGGAUGCUGCCUGUGGCCUGACAUACACUUUAUAUUUUAUGGUAUAUUGUGAUCACAAUUAAUUAUCAACAGUUAUGAAUUAUUCCUUCAUGAAAACAGUUCAUCACUGUAAUUCUUAGUCGACACCUUUCAAUCAUCACAACAUGACAAAUUACAUUGUUUUACUUUUUACUGUAAGGCGCUGGAGCGGAAAUUGCUGCUGAUAGAUCAUCUAAUGAAUACCAGGGCCACUGUGGCUGCAAAUAAAUAAUUCAGAAUGCAACCUUUAAACCCUGCUCAACAAAUAAUUUUUAAAUCCUUUGUUCAUGAUAUCAACAUGUGUUUUCAAAAAGUGCUGUAAAAUAUGAAGAUAUUUUAAUGUUUUUUACAUCUGUAUUUUAUGUUUUCUUUCAGGAAAAUAAAAAUAGAAAAUGCUGGAAAUAAUCAGCACGUGUGAAUGGUGUAACAGAGAAUGUUUUUGAUAAAUUGUACUGUAACAAAACCAGGAAUAGUUAGAGAUACACAGGUUUUAAGAUGUGGAAAAGGGAGGAAACAGAGAGAAUUGGUUCUCCGCCCUUGGAUUUCUGUCUAUUUCUUUCACUUGGUUCCAUUUGUGGUUUGUCUGUGAUCAGUUAUUUACCAAAACCUACCUUCACAGCUACAUCUCAUGUGCAAGGAUUAGAGGGAUAUGGAUCAUGUACAGGCAGAUGAGAUCAGUUUAACUUGGCAUUGUGUUCAGCAAAGACAUUAUGCACCAAAGAGCCUGUUCCUGUGUUCUAUCUCCAACUCAGAUUUAGCCAAUUGAAUUCCAACAAUAGACAUCUACAAUAUAUUCAUUGUUUCUUACAUGUUGUUGUCCAAACCUCCUGAAGUGCAUGUUUCAUGCAUGGUCUUGGCAUCCCUUUGAUACACAUUGGCUCUCCCUUUCUCACAGCUGUCCUUAUCUGUCAUCUUGUGGCAAUGUGCUUUACCAAACAUCCUCUCCCUUGCUGCUCUCUAUAUCAAGAGCCUGUGUAUCUGCAGCUAUUCUCGGUUGAUAUUAAAGGUCAUUAAACUAAAACAUUCGCUAUUGUUUCUUUAAGAAAAACAGUUCUCAUCAGAGGUUUGGCAGCUUUUAUAAUGUUUCGUUAAAACUGAGCUAUGCAAGUUCAUUAAUUUCUGCAAUGUGAUCAUAUUUUAGGGAAUUAUAAACAAAAAC
Amblyraja radiata (thorny skate) is the source of this 6547-nucleotide messenger RNA. It is a transcript of the gene gpr85, whose product is annotated as G protein-coupled receptor 85. Gene Ontology annotation, biological process: G protein-coupled receptor signaling pathway. The transcript has a single exon. Lineage: Eukaryota; Metazoa; Chordata; Chondrichthyes; Rajiformes; Rajidae. Bases 1784 to 2911 code for a protein of 375 amino acids. Gene Ontology annotation, molecular function: G protein-coupled receptor activity. Gene Ontology annotation, cellular component: plasma membrane. The record is from RefSeq and is a predicted model, not a curated record.